AUGGCCACGCCCCCGGGAGCCGGUCCGGCGGCUCUACGUUUCGCAGCUGCAGCCACCUGGCAAGUAGUACGCGAACGGCGCGUGGAGCUAUUUCCUCGAGUACUGGAGUUUCUGCGAUUUCUGCGCUCUGCUGCCCCUGGCCUGGUUCGCUAUCGGCACCAUGAACGCCUAUGUAUGGGCCUAAAGGCCAAGGUGGUGGUUGAGUUGAUUCUGCAGAGGCGGCCUUGGGCGCAGGUCCUAAAUGCCCUGAAUCGCCACUUCCCAGAAUCUGAGCAUCUGGUGAGAAACCCUAAAGCUACAAAGCAGGAUUUGGUGAAGAUCUUGGAAGCACAGGAAACCUUUUGCCAGGAAGUUAAGCAGCUGUCAGAGGCCCCUGUGAAUUUGGCCUCAAAGCUGCAGGAAUUUGAACAAGAGUAUGGAGAACCGUUUCUGGCCGCCAUGGAAAAGCUGUUUUUCGAAUAUUUGUGUCGGCUGGAGAAAGCACUGCCUCCACUACAAACACAACAGCUUCAGGAUGUACUGACUUGGAUGCAGCCUGGAGUUUCUAUCACCUCUUCAUUUGCCUUGAGCCAAUAUGGUGUGGACAUGGGGUGGCCUCAUCCAGAGUGCUCCAUUACAAAUUCAGUGACCAUGCCACAGCCCAAGGAACUGAAUCAUCCUCAACAAUCAAGACUAGAAUUCUGCAAUUCUCUGUCAAAAGCCAAGCGUAGCCUUUAUGUUGCUCAGGAACCACAGUCUAGGAAGCAUCCAGAACCCUUGAUUGGCCAUCAUUUCAAUCUGGCCCCUAUAGGCCGACGAAGAGUCCAGUCUCGAUGGGCCUCCACUAGAGGAGAUAAGGAGCGACCUACAGUCAUGUUGUUCCCCUUUAGGAAUCUGGGCUCAUCAGCCCAGGGCAUAUCUAAGCCUGAAAGUAGAAGGCAACAUGGGACACACACAACAGAUCCAGUAGGCACUGUGGGCAAAAAGGCAGCCUCCAAUGGAAAGCCCAAAAGUCCAUCUCACACCUUGGAGGAAAGGGCUCUAAAGGAGAACCCAGUUGACUCAUCUGCCUCAGAGCAAAAAGAGUGA
Messenger RNA from Chrysochloris asiatica (Cape golden mole), 1068 nucleotides. RefSeq names its product TERF1 (TRF1)-interacting nuclear factor 2 (gene TINF2). Lineage: Eukaryota; Metazoa; Chordata; Mammalia; Afrosoricida; Chrysochloridae. Gene Ontology annotation, cellular component: shelterin complex. The coding region runs from base 1 to 1068 and encodes 355 amino acids. Gene Ontology annotation, biological process: regulation of telomere maintenance via telomere lengthening; telomere capping. The transcript has 6 exons. The record is from RefSeq and is a predicted model, not a curated record. Gene Ontology annotation, molecular function: telomeric repeat DNA binding.